Molecule: messenger RNA, 915 nt
Organism: Phycomyces blakesleeanus NRRL 1555(-)
Lineage: Eukaryota; Fungi; Mucoromycota; Mucoromycetes; Mucorales; Phycomycetaceae
Exons: 4
Coding region: 1-915 (304 amino acids)
Source: RefSeq, a predicted model, not a curated record
AUGACAUUCAUUGGAAUAGAUGGGGCAAUCUUGAUCACAUUCAUCAAUACAAUCCUUGAACAUUAUGGAGAUGAAUUCAGACUUACAAAUAUUCCUGGUCUGAAGAAGAUGACGGGAUAUAGUGACUUUACGAAUUGUGUAUCAAAUUACGUAGCAUGCAGUGAUUGCUAUACCUUGUACAAUUAUAGCAACAACACAUACACAUCUUGGAAUUCCAAAAAAGUCAGUAGCAAGACUUUUUGCGGAAACGAUCUCUACAACUCCGGUAUAAGAAAUGCAGUGAUUCAAAAGCGCACCUUUCGGUUGUUCAGUUUUGAUCGCUUCAAUGGUGUCUUGAAAGGAUUUCAGACAAAUCAAAAGAGCGGGUUUGAGAAGACGUACAUGAAGAAGUUCAUUGAGGUUUCUUCCAAGGGUGAUUUCUAUCACACACAUCUCAACACCAUUACCAGCCCCUCUUACAUCCCUCUCUUCAGCAAACUUACCGACAGUAUAACCAGAACAAUUCCAUCUGGCAAUCAUCAAAACUCGCCGCCAUUCUUUCAUCUUCCGUCAUUCCUGGAAUCCGCCACCAAUCCGGAACAACAAACGUUUGGUAACGAGCCUCUUCCGCCUUCCGCCUUGCCACUGGUUUUAAAAGAAGCAACAACAAUGAGAAAAUCAGAGUAUGGCUGUCUUCUAAAGUUCUACAAGAUUGAGUAUGAUGAUGAGUCUCUGUGUAGUGCAAAAACCAUGAUAAGGCACAGAAUUUUUGUCAAUGACAGAGUUCAAAAGAUUUCAUUUAUCAAUCUUCUUGGACAAGUCUACAAAGGCGACGAAGGCUUGGUCAUGAGAAAGUCCUAUAUACAGGCCAGAAAUUUGACUACAAAAAUUAGAUCUUCAUUAUACAAUCCAUUAUUGAAUUGCUAUGCAAAUUAA